This is a messenger RNA of Penicillium canescens, 1476 nucleotides long. Its product is annotated as putative C6 transcription factor. Gene Ontology annotation, biological process: positive regulation of transcription by RNA polymerase II; DNA-templated transcription. The record is from RefSeq and is a predicted model, not a curated record. Lineage: Eukaryota; Fungi; Ascomycota; Eurotiomycetes; Eurotiales; Aspergillaceae. Bases 1 to 1476 code for a protein of 491 amino acids. Gene Ontology annotation, molecular function: zinc ion binding; sequence-specific DNA binding; DNA-binding transcription factor activity, RNA polymerase II-specific. The transcript is spliced from 4 exons.
AUGUAUGCCCUUGGGCAUAGCCCCGAGUCUUCACGGCAGGCCAGUCCUGCAUCGCGAGAUCAUAACCCGCGGAAGCGCGGUAGGACCGCAUGCACUCGAUGCAAGACACGGAAGCAGAGAUGCGACAAUGAAUAUCCGACAUGCUCCAACUGUCUGAAGGCGGGGGCCGCGUGCGACAAAUCCAGCGUGCGAGAGGACAGUGACCGCCAGAAUGAUUAUACUCGCGUUCUGGAAGAACGUGUGGCAUUCCUGGAGCGCAGACUUAACCAAUCAGAGCCAGCAAUUCCAGAUCCAAAUGCUGCCAGUAUGACUGCUGCACCUUCGCUGCUCUCCCCGCAAGGGAGUCAUCCAACGCCACAAACAGCUACUUCAGGCCUUGACAAUAAUCCCGUUGGGGAAAUUGUGGGCCUACUUGCUCUGAGCUCCUCUGAAGCUCCAGCAUACAUAGGAGCCAGCUCGGGGUUUUCCCUCGCUAACAAUUUGGGGGAGAUGGUCCAAACGAGUGUGUGGAACCAGUUUAUCUCAAGAAUGCAACAGAAUCAAACGAACCCAAAUGCUGGCAGCAACUCUUCUCAAAACACAUCAGCCCGAGUACAUGGUCCCUCGGAGCAGCCAUCCGCUCCUCGGAUUCGGGAUCAGCUCUUGCCAGCAAAUGCUGAGCCACCCACAGACGAAAUGGGGGCACGAAUUCUGGACACUUAUUUUACCCGACUUCAUUCGAGAUACCCGUUUCUCAAUCAGAAACAAGUCUGGAAAAUUCACGAAGAUCGAUGGCGAUUGGCUAAGACCAAACGCGAAGACCUUACUCGGUCCGAUCGAUUCGCUAUUUUCAAGCUCAAUCUUAUAUAUGCUAUCGGGGCAACGAUGCUUCAGUUAAGUGAGAAAUAUGCAUACACAGCACCUGACCGGUAUUAUAACACCGCCCUACAACAUGUUCACUCAAUGUGCGAAGCGAGAUCUAUUGAUAACAUCGAAGCCAUGAUCCUACUUGUCGUCUACCACCUGCGAACCGCAUCCAGUCACGGUAUGUGGUAUAUGAUUGGACUUGCUAUGCGUACUUCCAUCGACCUCGGUCUCCACCGAAAGGCAAAUGAGAUCAACAUGGACCCAUUCACCACACAGAUGCGCCGAAGGCUUUUCUGGACAGUGUAUUACCUUGAAAGAGUGGUUUCAAUGUCUCUCGGUCGGCCAUUCAGCAUCUCCGAUCGCCACAUUGAUCUUGACCUACCACUGGACGUGGAUGAUGACGUUGAAGAUCCGGCAAUACUAGCAGCCCCCAAGACCCAAAUAAGACUACUUCCCUCACAUUUGCAAUCUACCUUUUUAAACUCCGCCGCAUCGAUUCACGCAUCCAACACAAAAUCUACCGUGCCGACCGACCUUUAUCUUCCCUCCGACCAAAAAUGGACCCCUUAUAUCUCGAACUUGAAGAAUGGAAAGAAUCAGCCUUACUCCGAUUCAGCGGUCCAGAUCUAG